CUAAGGUGCAUCAUGCCAUGCACCAUGGUGUUCCCGCCUCACCAUGCUGCACAGUGCUGCCCAUGCUGAGCUGCACCACACCGGUCCCUCGCAGUGAGGAAGUGAAGCCGGCGCGAAGGGGAAGUUGUUGGAAAGUCAGACCGGAAUGGCUGAUAGGGAAGGCAGAGCUGGGCUUGGUCGCAGAUGGUUCCUGUUGGGGAAGGACACGGGCGCAGCUGCCCGGCCCCCCCCCCUACCCACUGCAUUAUCACUGCCCGGCAGCUGUUCACCUUCCCCCUUGCCAUGGGACACGGCUCCGCUGCCACCACGGCCUCGGUCGGCACAUGAGAGGCCCUUGCGGCACUGAGGGGGCAGGACCCUGCUCGCCACCGGUGCUCAGCAUCUCCCUGCCCAGCGCGGCUCCAGCAUCGACACGUGGAGCAGGCUGGCUGUGCCGGGGUGCUGACACCCAUCCCCUGGGAUGCUCGCGGGACCCCCUAAGCCGGACGGGCACCCCUCCAGGGCAGCGGGCAGGACCAGCACAGAUAACGCGGAGACGCGGGCCGCCACCAUGCCCGACUCGCCGGCCGAUGUGAAGACGCAAUCCAGGUCCACGCCACCCAGCAUGCCUCCGCCGCCGCCGGCCGUCACGCAGGGAGCUACACGUCACCCCUCCUUCACGCCAAGCACCAAUCGAGACGCUGGCCCUCCGACGUUUCUGCCUCGCGGCCGUUUUCAUGGUUGCUUGAAAUGGUCGAUGGUCUGUCUUUUGAUGAACGGGAGCAGCCACUCACCAACCGCCAUGAACGGGGCCCCAUCCACCCCCAACGGGUUCAGCAACGGGCCGGCCACCUCCUCCACCGCCUCCCUCUCCACGCACCAGCUCCCUCCGGCCUGUGGUGCCCGCCAGCUCUCCAAGCUCAAGCGCUUCCUCACCACGCUGCAGCAGUUUGGCAACGACAUCUCCCCCGAGAUCGGGGAGCGGGUGCGCACCCUCGUCCUGGGGCUCGUGAAUUCCACGCUCACCAUCGAGGAGUUUCAUGCCAAGCUCCAGGAGGCCACCAACUUCCCACUCAGACCCUUCGUCAUCCCCUUCCUCAAGGCCAACCUGCCGCUGCUGCAGCGGGAGCUGCUGCACUGCGCCCGCAUGGCCAAGCAGACCCCGGCCCAGUACCUGGCACAGCACGAGCAGCUGCUGCUGGACGCCAAUGCCUCCUCUCCCAUCGACUCCUCCGAGCUGCUGCUGGAGGUGGGCGAGAGCGGCAAGAGGAGGACGCCAGACAGGACCAAAGAGAACGGUUUGGACCGAGACCCUCUGCACCCCGAGCACCUCAGCAAGCGGCCGUGCACCAUGAGCCCAGCGCAGCGCUACAGCCCCAGCAACGGGCUGAGCCACCCUCCCAACGGGCUGGGGCACCCUCCGGCCGCUCCCCCCUUGCCCCAGCACUACCGUCUGGAGGACAUGGCCAUGGCGCAUCACUACCGUGAUGUCUACCGGCACCCCGACCCACGGGAGCUCCGCGAGCGCCAGCGGCCCACCGCGGUGCAUGGGACGCGGCAGGAGGAGGUGAUUGACCACCGGCUAACCGACCGGGAAUGGGCAGAGGAGUGGAAACACCUCAACAAUCUGCUGAACUGCAUCAUGGACAUGGUGGAGAAGACGCGCCGGUCGCUGACGGUGCUGCGGCGGUGCCAGGAGGCCGACCGCGAGGAGCUCAACCACUGGAUCCGGCGCUACAGCGAUGCCGAGGACAUGAAGAAGGGCAGCCCCCCCUCUGCCCGGCCCCACAACAGCUCCUCCGCCUCCGAGGCACCCCAGUUAGAUGCUCACCGGGAGUUCACACCUCGGCCCCUCUCCGGGUACAUGCCGGAGGAGAUCUGGAGGAAGGCUGAAGAAGCCGUGAACGAGGUGAAGCGUCAGGCCAUGUCGGAGCUGCAGAAGGCCGUGUCGGAUGCCGAGCGGAAAGCCCACGAACUGAUCACGACGGAGCGAGCCAAGAUGGAGCGAGCCCUGGCCGAGGCCAAGCGCCAGGCUUCCGAGGAUGCCCUCACCGUCAUCAAUCAGCAGGAGGACUCCAGCGAGAGCUGCUGGAACUGCGGGCGCAAAGCGAGCGAGACCUGCAGCGGCUGCAACACCGCUCGCUACUGCGGCUCCUUCUGCCAGCACAAGGAUUGGGAGAAGCACCACCAUGUCUGCGGGCAGACUCUGCAAGGGCUGCCGGCCCCUGCUGCCCCCACUGCUGGUGUGGGGCUGCCACCAGGUCCAGGGCAGCCCGAUGGGGUGGCCACCAUCACCAGCAGCCCCAGCGAGAUGGGCUCGGUGGCUGCUUCCUGUGCCAGCACACCAGCCACCCUGGCUCUGCUGGAGAGCGCAUCCCACUGAGCCACUCUCGGACUGCCGCUGCUACCACCACUCUCCAAAAGACACAGACUGCACGCGAUGCAAUUUCUUCAGCUACCUGACUUGUGUGACCUCCAAAAUGACCUCUCUAGCUCUUCACAAAUAAUCCUCACGGAUCCUCAAACUGGGCUUUAAGCGGAGUUAAGGCAAAUGCUGGGCUUCUCUGUUCUCUCUUCAGUCUUUGUUUUGGCUUUUUUUGGUUGGUUUUCUAUCAGUUGGGGGAUUGUGGUUUGGGUAUUUUUGUUGGUUUGGGGGGGUUUUGUCCUAUUUUUUCUUUCUGGAUGAGGGAUGUGGCUGCAGCCUUGCCAUGCAGUGACAUGGGGAGAGGCCAGCUUGGUUCUGGCCCAUACUGGCACUGCCAAGGGGCUCGCUUGCAGAAGAAAAGAAACUUCUUUUCUUCAUCUCUCUCUCACUUUUUUUUUUAACCCCUUUUUCGGUUUUUUUCUUUUGUUUUUUUUUUUUUUUUUGGUAAAAAAAAAUAAAGAAAUAAAAAAGAAAACGUCGGACUCUUUGGCUUUAAGUAAGAAAUUGUAAAAAAGGAUAAAAAAAAAAAGAAAAAUCCAAAAACCAGAUGACGCCAAGUCAAGCCGCGCGACGGACGCUCACCUGUAACUACCUUGCUAGCUAGCCAAGAACAGACCAGACUCACCUCUGCUCCAAAGGAAAUCCAAAACCAAGGAAGAUCCAAACGUCUCUCCACUGCCAAAGUUCGUUUCGUUCUGUCGUCGCUCCCUUCCCCUCCCUGCAAGGCUGGAUGGACGCGCCCCUGGGGCUUUACAGAGUUUCCAUUCAAAUAAAGCAAAAAAAAAAGGGUGUUUUUAAAGCAAACCAAGUCCCCGAGCUGCGGGAGAGGGAGACGAUGGCUGAGAACCGCAGCCAGAGCAGGCACAUCUCUACCUCUGCCCGCCGCCGCCAUGGAAAAAAGAGUUAAAAACAGAGGUUAAAUGACAGAUUUUGGUUUUCUCCCUUCACGAAGCCGUUGGGGGUCACCUGCAGCCGGACCACCCCCCACCCCCUGCCCUGUUCUGACAGGCUGCUCCCACACCCCGCAUUGGAUUUAUUUCACAUGGAUUUGGAAGAGGAAGAAGGAAAGGAAAGGAAAGCGAGCACCACCUCCUUCCCGGCCGAGGAGGCAGCCAAGGACGAUGCCGGUUAUUGUGUGUUUCUUGCACCAUUGUACAAAGCGCAGAGGACGGGAGUGCAAUACGGAAAGUCGCCCGGCUCCGAGAGGAGGGAAGCCCCGCGCGGGGCAGGAGUGCUGUACGCUAAUGUGAAUGUAAAUAGUGUUUUGCAGAGGUCCAAAAAGAUGAUGAUGAUGAUGAUAAUAAUAAUAAUGACGAUAGUGAUAAUAAUAAGAGACAUUUGCCAAAUAAAGGAUGAUGAGAACGCGCUGGAGGCUGUGGCGUGGGGGAGCGAGGCUGGCCGGAGGCGAGCAGCAGUCGUGUGCUCCGUAGGAGAUGUAGUUUUUCCGCAUUUGCAAAAACCAUCCUGUGUGUUUUCUGUAGGGGAGGAAGAGGAGGGAAGGGCUUGGGGCCGGGUUGGUUGUGUUGCCAGUCACACAGGGGCCAGUGACAUGCCAUGCCACUGCAGCAGAGCUUGGCGCAUGGGGCACCACCAAGGUGAUGUUACCGGACCUGUGCAACCAGCACCGAGCCCUGCUGUAGGUUUCUGUGCGCCCCAAGGUUUCAGUGCACCUCGAGGUCUUGAUUCAUGAAGGGUUCCGUGCACCCCAAAGUCUCAGUGCAUUCGCUAGGGUGGUUUCUGUGCACCCUGAGACCUUGGUGCAUCCCCGCAAGGGGGUUCUGUGCACCUCAAGGUCUCAGUGCAUCCCUGCAGUGGUUUCUGUGCACCCCAAGGUCUCAGUGCAUCCCUGCAGUGGUUUCUGUGCACUCCAAGGUCUCGGUGCAUCCCCCCGGGGUGGUUUCUGUGCACCCCAAGGCUGGGAGCUUUCCCGGGUUGCCCCUCGAGUGACUGUUCACUUUAUUUAUGGUGUGACAUAUGUAAUAUUGUCUAUUUUUCUUACGUUUCCUGAGAAGAGGUAAUAUAUAAGAGUAUUGCAGAUGCGCCUGCUGCGGGGCCGCCUGCUCUCCCGGGUGUCCAUCCCAUCACUGCCCUUUCCACCAUGCGUGUCCCCAUGUGCCCCCAGUCCCGCUCCGUGCCGGGGCUCUGCCUCUCUACCUCCGCCUCGCCGGGAAACUGUGGACAAGAGCAUUUCCAUAGGGAAUUUCCAUUGGGAAUGCUCUCGUUUCCACCCCCUUCUGGUUUGCUUUCUUUUCUUUAAUUAUAAUUUCUUUUUUGUUGUUGUUGUUUUUUAGUAGUAAAAAUACCCAACAGAACCUUGCAUUGAAACCAAAAGCCGAGGGAGGGAUGGGAUGGGCAGUGACGGGCGGCACUAGCAGAUGUCCAAACCAGAACAACAGCUUUAAAGUGUAAUAUUUCCCAAAAACAUUAGUUUUUAGCCACAUCCCUCGCAGUGAUGUGGCUGCGGCGCUGGGGAGAUGCUGGCCGGAGCUUCUGUGGGGUUUUGCUCCAAAAUGGUGUUGGGGCAUGUGGGGGGCCAGGGGAUCUGUGCCCUGUGCCAUGCCCAAGCCAUGUUCUUUGGUGAUUCUAUGGGAUGUGGGAGGUGGUAGAGGGAUGAGCAUAGCUGGGAAUAGGGACACCCCGGUGGCUGUAGGGUAGUUUGGGGACAUGGGGGUUGGGGUGGCCGGGCAUAGUCGUCUGCUGGAUCACGUCCCUGUGGCCACCCAUAGAUCCGCUUCUUAGUUUCCUCCCCGCCAUCGCGGCUUGGGGACAGUGUUGGUGGUGUGGGGAUAGAGGUCUUGGUCCUCAUGGGGAGGCAGACCCCAGGAUGCUGGGUGCGGCACCGUGCUGGAGGAGGUGGCAGGAGUGAUGUGGCUCCAGCAGGCGAGGGUCUCUCCAGCUUCUUCCUCGCGUUCCCAACCUGAAAUCAUGGUGAAACCAAAGUGCCGCUUCCCAGCAAGGCUGGGCACCCUAGAGCAGGGUCCCACACCUGCCUGGGCUCUGCUCCAUCACUGCCAGAGCCCCCUAUAACUCCCUGCAGCUUCUCCAUGCCCUCCUCCUCUAGGGCCCGAUGGGGUCCUCUCUUCUCUUUGGGGCACUACUCUGGCUCCUGGUGGGUUUGAGGUUGGGAACAAGAUGCCACGUUGUUAUUAGGUCCCAGGCACUGUGGACCAGGUCCCAGGACCUGGGUGCCUUGGUGGCACUCCCAGGGGAUCCUCUGAUGCCACUGAAUGCCAUAGCCCCAGGAGGGAGGUGUUGUGCUGCCGUCCCCCCUUACUCAUGGCUUUCCUGCUCCCAUGCCCUGCCUGUGUGACCCUGCCAGCCCUGGGGAUGGGGAUACCGGGGCAGGGGGGGUGCCAGGGGGCUGGAAACCAGCCCCGACGCGUGGGUUUUGGGGGGUUUUGGGGGGUUUUGGGGUCCAGCCCAGAGAGAUGAUGUGGUAGGACUUUCCUUCGGCAUGCUGUCCCUCCCCCUCUCCCCCCGCCCCUUGCUGUUUCCCGCUUUCUCUAAGUGUACUGUAUGUUUGACCUGUGAAAGAUGUAAACUUUAUGAUUCAGGUUAUGUCUGUUCUUAACUCUGUAUCUGUGUAAUAAAGACAAUUUAAUAUCAA
Molecule: messenger RNA, 6011 nt
Organism: Strigops habroptila (Kakapo)
Lineage: Eukaryota; Metazoa; Chordata; Aves; Psittaciformes; Psittacidae
Gene: CBFA2T3
Product: CBFA2/RUNX1 partner transcriptional co-repressor 3
Exons: 12
Coding region: 461-2362 (633 amino acids)
Biological process (GO): negative regulation of DNA-templated transcription; DNA-templated transcription
Cellular component (GO): nucleus
Molecular function (GO): transcription corepressor activity
Source: RefSeq, a predicted model, not a curated record